This is a messenger RNA of Callorhinchus milii (elephant shark), 7059 nucleotides long. RefSeq names its product synaptopodin 2-like a (gene synpo2la). Bases 481 to 4353 code for a protein of 1290 amino acids. Lineage: Eukaryota; Metazoa; Chordata; Chondrichthyes; Chimaeriformes; Callorhinchidae. The record is from RefSeq and is a predicted model, not a curated record. The transcript is spliced from 5 exons. Gene Ontology annotation, cellular component: Z disc; actin cytoskeleton; nucleus. Gene Ontology annotation, biological process: positive regulation of actin filament bundle assembly. Gene Ontology annotation, molecular function: actin binding.
CACGCCCACGAGCAGCGGUUGGGCUUUCAGCCUUUCUGUCCCCACUCUCUUGAAGUGACAGAGUCACUCCCACGUUCAAAGUCCACCUCAAGACCUACUCUUUGACCGCGUUUUCAGUCAUCCUUUUCUCUCCCACUCUCCUGCUAACAAAUUGGAUGCAUAGCCAGGAUUAUUAAGGACCUCGGGAUGUGUUCCCGAUGUGAAAGAUCUUUCUACAGUGGUCCUAUGAGAUUGACGCAACAUGUGCACAGAUCUGGCCCGCAACCAAAAGCGGACCAGACACCUAAUGAUAGCACCAAUUCCUGUGCUGCUGCUGCUGCAGCGCAGAAUAGUCCAGAGAUCAGGGGCUCUCUCUCACACGUUCCUCACGGUGUUUGGAAGAGGGCUCUGCCGGGGGAGCACGAUGUGAAUCAUGCUGAGAACUGAGGGGAUGAAGACCUUUGAGGAACGGUCCAUUACCUGAAGCAAAAGACAGAAGUUAUGGGGGCCGGUGAGGAAGUUCUGAUGACCCUGGGUGGUGGGGCGCCCUGGGGCUUCAGACUUCAAGGGGGCUCCGAUCAACAGAAGCCUCUCCAAGUCGCCAAGGUCCGGAAACGCAGUAAAGCCGGUAGAGCUGGACUGUGUGAGAAUGAUGUACUGCUGUCCAUUAAUGGGAAAUCCUGUUUCAGUAUAUCACACGCGGACGCCAUGCACAUCAUAGAUUCCUCCAAUGGGACUCUUCACAUAUUGGUUAAAAGGGUUUCCUGGAGCCCAGAGGCUGAAUCAAGUCUGCGCGGCGCCUCUCCCUCUGCCCGAAGCCCAUCACCAUCAAAGGCACCGCCCAGAGCCCCCCUCCCCUCCGCCGUGGAGCGGCGUGAGAUCGAGAUCCGCCGCACAGCCGCGUCGCCCCGAGAGUCGGUGUUGAAGAGCCCGGACUCCAUCACCGAAGCCAACAGGCAGCGGCUCCACGUGGAGAGCUACACCUCCCCCCCAGACAGCGAGGCUUACUACGGGGAGACCGACAGCGACGCCGAUUACAUUACAAGCGAGAAACAGCGCAGGCAGAAGAAAAAGAGCCCCAUCUCCUCCCCCCGACAGAGCGUGAAGACCUCCCGCGUGGGCUCGGCCGACGAGGCGUCGGAGCAGAGCGAGUACGACAGCGCCCCGGAGCACCUCCACCACUCGCGCCCGGAACCGAGAGGCGCAUUUCGCAACGGGAGCGAGUGCCACCUGAGCCUGGGGGGCAGUGCCAGUGCCAGUGCCAGCGCUGCCAGUGCCAGCCCCAGCCCCAGCCCCAGCCCCGGCCCCAGCCCCGGCGGACCGGCAGCCCCAGAGCUCGGCUCCGGCUUCUCCCGCACCGCACAGCCGGACUCGGGAGCUCGCACCUGCUCCCAGGACCCGGUCGAUCAUCGGAACCGGCCCCCGGGGGUCAGCUGCAGAAACCGCGAGGCGAUGUUCCAGCCCAGGCGGGUGGAAGCCAAGAUCAACAUCUGGCAGCCCCAGGUGGAGGUGGCCUCCUACCCGGACAGCUGGCCAGGGCCAGGGCCAGGGCCAGGGCCCGGGGGCAGCAGCCGGCAAGGCGUCCCGGACACAUCGGAGGCCGACAGCGGGUUUCAGGAGGUACCUGUGCCCUCCGGCUCACCUGAGCAAAACCUACUGCCGUCCCCCACCAAAGUCCACCUGAAAGACGUACAGUUAGUCCCGAUGGUGGGUCCGGUGAGUCAUCCGGUGGACGAAGUGCUGACCACGACCUACAGGGAGAAAGCCAGACAAGCCAAACUGCAUCGGAGUGAAAGUGUGCAGGAAAAGCAGGUGAAGGAAGCCAGGACAAAAUGCAAAACCAUUGCAUCUCUCCUUACAUCAGCACCCAACCCUCAUUCAAAGGGAGUACUCAUGUUCAAGAAACGCCGUCAACGAGCUAAGAAGUACACUCUAGUUAGUUAUGGAAGUGUUGAUGAGGAUAGGAAUAAUCUGGAUGAAGAUGGAGAGAUUUUGCCAACCAGUGAAUCUGAAUUUGAUGAAGAAGCAUUUUCUGAUGCGAAGAGUUUAACAAAUCAGUCCACGGGGUCAGAUUGGGACAGCUCGUAUCUGGAUAUAGAAAAGCCAAAAUCUGAACCACAGGGUUUAAUGGAAACUAACAGUAAGGGUGUACUGUUGUUUGAACAUCAAAGGCAGAGAGCAGGGGAGCACACUCGUAAAGAAGGUCCAGCUCAGAUGCAACAGAGUGUUCAACAAAUUAAACCAAAAUCAACAGCUGAAGUUAUGAACUGCAAUAUGAUGAAUGGUGAUAGUUCUUGGUCCAGAGGUUCAGAUGUAUAUGGUGAAACCCCUAUGCAUGUACCUACAAAUGUAAACAUUUCCCCAGAAGUACAUAUGUCUUCAAUAGUAAGUGCAGAACCUCAUUUACAGACUACAAGAUCAAGUCAACAGCAGCAGUCCCAACCCAUUAUUCAAGAUGUGUCCUUCCCAACUGGAGUAAUAAACAGGACUGCAAGACCAUUCACUCCAGGAUUUGUACAGAACCGAAAAGGAGCAGCAUUCUCAAUAACCAAGCCGGUGUUCUUCAGACAAAAUCCACCAUCUCGAACAACAGCCCAGGAGAAGCCCACUAUGCAAAACAGACUUGCUACACCUUUCUCACCACCACCAGCAGUAAUCUCCAGACCAACCGCAAUUGCUACUUCUCAGCUAGGGUUGGCAGAAAAGCCUUUGGAUCCAAAGAAAAGAAUGACUUUAUAUUCACCAUCUGAAAUUGUGCCUUAUUCACCCCCACCUUCAACAACACCUUAUUCACCCCCACCCUCAAUGACCCCUUAUUCACCUCCACCCUCAACAAUCCCUUAUUCACCCCCACCCUCAACAAUCCCUUAUUCACCCCCACCCUCAAUGACCCCUUAUUCACCUCCACCCUCAACGACUGCUUAUUCAACCCCACCCACAGUGACACCUUGUUCACCCCUACCUUCAACAACUCCAUAUUCACCCCCACCAGCUACUUAUUCAUCCCCACCCUCAGCAAUUCCUUGUUCAUCUUCACUAUCAGCGACUGAUUCACAUCCUCUAGUGAACCCUUACUCAAUAUCCGAUGGCCCAGUCACUACCACUGCUACCUUCCACAUCUCCUCAGCAGGGUCACAAAACAAAGGUUCUGCCAGUGCUAAUGCAAAUACCCAGGCUUCUUCAAUUGGGAGCCCUUCAUCAGUAGCUUGGUCAGCAUCCCAACAAUCAGAGAAUCUAGUGACAAGGGAACAAAGAAUUUCGAUUCCUGCUGCUAGAACAGGAAUCUUGCAGGAAGCUCGCAAGCGGAGCACUAGGAAGCCAAUGUUCACUGUCACAGAGCUGCCAAAGCCUUCACCAAACCCUGAACUUCUUUCCUUGGUGCAAAAUUUGGAUGUAAAACCAAAGCCUGAUCAUUUAGGAGCAGGUUUCGAGUCUGGUCCAGAGGAAGACUUUUUGAGCCUGGGGGCAGAAGCAUCAAAUUUUAUGCAGUCUCAAGCACGCAAGCAAAAGACACCACCACCUGUAGCUCCAAAGCCUCAUGUAAAGCCUUAUAUAGUUGGCUAUGGUUCUCCCCUUUCAAAUGGAAACGUCACCUCAGGUAUAGCUCAGCUGAAAGGAAAAGGUGCUGAACUUUUUGCAAAAAGGCAAAGUCGUAUGGACAAGUUUGUUGUUGAAUCUGUGCCUACUCAUCCUUCUCACCCAAGAGUACCAUCACCAACUCCUUCUCUUCCAUCCACGUGGAAGUAUUCUCCCAACAUUCGGGCUCCACCUCCAAUUGGUUACAAUCCUAUGCAUUCGCCGUCCUAUCCACUAGCAGCAUGUAGAUCUCAAGCUGCGACUUCCAGUGCUAAAAUGGACAAAAAAGGAAAACUAGGAGUGAAUCAAAAGGUGGGAAUAAAAGCAAUAGAUUUUAUGAGGCAUCAGCCUUAUCAAUUAAACCCAGCAAUGUUCAACUUUGAUUCAGCAAAGUUGGGAACACAAAGCUUACCAAGAAAUCUUCCAUCCACACAACCUGGCAAGCAGAAUAAUAUGUCAUUCAUCUCCACAAAACAUGUUCCUGUAAAAACAACACGAGCUUAUGAAAUCAAACGUUUUUCAACCCCGGUGCCAACAAUGACACCCACUAUUAUUGCCCCAAGAUCAGCUACAACUCUUGCUGAACCUGUGUGGAUGUCUGCACCUAUGUCGCCACCACCAGCAUUACCUCAAGUAUCCAGUGCACCAAGAGUUAGCCAGCCAGUUGCUUUCACAUCUUAUGAGUCACCAAGAGAAAAUAUUCAAAUUCAAAAGAAAACCUUGAUUCAAGUGCCCAGACCAAGGUUUGUGGUUGCAAAAACUGGAGCUCACAGCCACACGUGGAGACCUGGAGUGUAGAGCUUGAGAAAUGCAGCCAUUUUAAGUUCUUGGAAUUUUACUAAAUUCUCAUACUGAAUGAAGACCCAUUAAAAUUGGAACAUUUGAAUAGUUUGCAGCCAAACAUAAUCCUCUGCCAAAACGUUGAACCACAUGAUGCUAUGUGUGGAUAAAAUCCAGCUUGUAACAUCUAAUCAAUUUCACCUCUUGGAAAGUUGCCAAUCCUUCUUUUAAUAAUGUGCAUUUGGGUAGAAUUACACUAUUGCAGUCUGUUUGAUCAUACUCAUCUUUUAAAAAUUGAACCAAACAUUUACAGAAUACAAACCACAAUGAUGUCAUCUACCCAUAAUACUUUAUUGGUAGGGCAACACUUCCUUAUGGUGAAAUCAGUGAAUCACUAGAAGCCAGGUAUAUCUCAACACAUCAGCAGAUAGGUUCCAACACUUGGUAAAAGAUCAUGUUAGUAAGUUAACAACUGAAAUGUCCCAUUCUUGAAACAGAUAAACUUUCUGUUUUAAAAUAUAUACUGUGUGUUAUUUUAGUGUAUGAUUUAACAAAAUGCAACUCGAAUGCUAAAACUGAAUUUACAUAUAUAACCGACAGUGGUGUGCAAAAGAAUAUAAAGACUGAUCUAUGUUUUGAGAAUUUUCUCUUUCUAAAUCCAAUUAUUCAUGGCAGUUGCCUCUAGUUUCAGUUCAAAGUUAUAAUAUACAAGUUAUAAAUGGUCAUGCUAGUAUGGGUAGAUACUGUAACUAGAUGGAAUGGAAUUGGAUUGUUCUUACAAUUAUCUAGCAUGACGUAUUGACAGUGUGGAUGUAACUAGGGUUGGGGGAAUAACCUGUUUGAAAGAAAAAUCACUUGGAGAAAUUAUGCUAAUAUAAGGCAUAAGUUUGGAGAUGUUCAGAUUCCUCUGUGCAGAUAUCAUAUCUGUAAUAUGGGUAAAUUAAUUUAGAUGAAAAUAUUCCAAAAAGGGAUAGUGCUCAAGAACUAAUUGUUAGUCACAUCACUAGUUGUUCUAGUUUUUAGUUGCUCUAGUUUUUAGUUGCGCAAUCUUGUAUUAGAAAAGUCAAAAUUGUCUGAUACGAUUGAUACAUUCAUGAUAUUUUUACACUGGUCAACUUAUUAACAGAAUAUUUUCAAAAAAUGCUAAUGGGUUCUAGUGGUAGACUAUGAAUACUAAAUUAAACUUUUAUCUCCAGAUGUGAGUCCAAGGGGCCUGGCAACAACCACCCUUCUUGGUAGCUUGUUGCAGUCAUUCAUUACCCUCUGGGUAAAGAUUAUGCUGGUGUUAUGACAAGUGUAGGCACUUUAGAUAUUUUCCAUCUUGUUUAUUGGAACAAUAGCAGUUAGAUCGCAACACUUGGACAUAUGGCUGGAUCCCAACAUUGAGUUUGAUAAUAAAGCAAUGUAAUGCAGUAAGUAAACAAGAUUAUUUGAUCUGAAUGAUUUGUACUAAAAUUAAAUUCAGAUAAGUCUAUGAUUUCUUAGUACAAGUACCAAAUACCAACAUGUAUAGCAGGUCUCAUCAGGGAGUAAUGAGCUUGCAUUCUGAGAUGGUAUAGUACAUAUGGAAAUAUGAUUUGUUGCAGUUUAAUUCUUAAAUGAAUGGCAUAAAACUGCGGACUGUAUUUUAUAUCUUAAUGUGAUAGUGUCACAUACCAUACUAAGAUGAAUGAGAAACAUGAGGAUAAAAUGUAAGGCAAUAUAUUAAGUUAGAAUGGCAAGAAAACGUGAUAUUGAUUGAAAAUGUGAGGAAGACUGGAUGAGAUGGAACACUGGAUGGUCGGGGUUUUUGUAAGUCGAGAUAGAGGCAGAGUAAAUGCAACUGGGAUUAGCUCAAUGAGAGGUAACUGGCUAAGUCAUAAUGUUUGAUAUUGCAAGGGGAAAGAUUUGCAAUUUUUUUCCAUUAAAUCACAAUCACCUUGUGACCAACACAAAGCUCCUGAAGAACUAACAUGAAGUGUAUACAAUUCAAUACAGUUAAUGUGAGAUUUUUGUAUUUACAUACAUUUCCAAAUAGCUUACAUAAUUAUCCCAAACCUUAAUCACUCUGAUUUUGCAAACAUAUUUAGAUUUUGAAAGUGGCAUUGAAAUGCUAAUACUAUUUGGAAUAUUGAUCUAAAUUAGUUAGAAAAAAAGUCUGAUUGAAGAUAUUGCUAUCUAUUUAUGUUGUGUGCUCUUGCUAUUUUUAGUAAACUUUAAUUUCACACUUAUUAACUCUUUAACCAGAAAUCUAUUCUUAGGUUUGAACAAAAUAUAUUCAAACAGCAUUAACCCACAUUUUGGUUGGCACUGCUAUAUUCAUUUGUUCAGUUGUUAAAAUGCCCUCAUUGCGUGGAAAUCUAUACAUGAGACAGACAUAAAAGGAAGAAUUUUAUCAAAAAAUAUUUUUUAUUAACUAACAAAAGUAACAUUCAAAAUAGCUUUACAACCAAUGAAAAUCAAGGACUACAUUAAGAACAUCUAUAAAAUCAGAUAUUGCUCGUGAGGGGGAUAGGUAAGGAUCUUAUUUGUAGGAUUAAUGCACUUCAAGUUUGUAGGUACAAUGAAUAAAGUACAAGCUUGCACUAAACAAAUACCUUACAGAAAGGGAUUGUUUCUUAUAUGCAGCAUUAUUUUUACUGUUUCAAGAGAUACCUGUGUGAUUAUGAAUGUGAGCUUCAAUGUUUAAAUCAUGUAAUGUAUGCUGGUGUAAGAUAAUAAAAUGAAACGUGAUUGACUCAUUUA